AUGUCCGAGGAAGUGAUAACGGAGAACAACGUUGUCCCACCGGAAGGGGAUGUGGCCAAGGAACUCUAUGAGAGAGCUCUGGCAGGGUAUCGACCGAAACACGGCAAGAGGAUAGCAAAGGCUUAUCGGGCGAAGGGGGAGGAAAAUGAGGACGCUGAGGUGACCCCGACCGGAGUCCAUGAUCCAAGUCUCACAUACGCCGAGACUACCCUCACGCCGAUGCGGGGCAUCAUGGCCGCUGUCGUAGAUAAGGUUGGCGUGGUAUCGGGCAGUACGUGUUUUUUGGACAUAGGCUCUGGUGUUGGUACGGCUGUGCUCGCGGCCUCAUCUUGUCACAAGUUCAGAAAGGCAGUCGGGAUCGAGUGUGUGCCACAGCUGGUCGCCAAGUCGAAUGAACUCAGAGAUUCGUUUCUUUCGAAUCUGCUGCCGCCCAGUGAAGAGGACGGGGAAGCAGCGUGUGAGUCUACAAUGCCUGAAGUUACCUCAAAUGUGGAGUUCAUUGAAGGGGAAGCUUUCGAGGAGAUCACCAAGCUCUUGGAGGAUGCUUCGGAAUUCCUGGAUCGCUCCCCGGCACCAGCUGAAGGGUCAUCGGAAGAGGCAGAAACACCCGAGGGGGAGGAGGGUUCUGGAAAUGAUGUCUCUUGCGACGAAGCGGAGGGACAAGUCGUGAAGCCCGAAUGCCCACUCAUCAUUUACUGGCUGAGCACUUGUUUCAGCGACGACCUUGUGCAAGCGAAGGCAAUCUCUCUGGCGAAGACUACCCCCAAGAAUACGGUCCUUGUUCUGGUGACACACCUACUUCGAAGGGAUGCCGCUCUGGCGUGGGGCCUCGAGGCCGAAAUUGAAAUGGAAUUCGACUGGGGUAUGGGGACUGUCUUCAUUUAUCGCAAUGUUAGUGAGGAAAGCCCCAACGAGCAGGUUGACAAUAGUUCUUCGUAG
Messenger RNA from Perkinsus marinus ATCC 50983, 939 nucleotides. RefSeq lists its product as hypothetical. The transcript is spliced from 9 exons. The record is from RefSeq and is a predicted model, not a curated record. NCBI's taxonomy places the organism in Eukaryota, Perkinsozoa, Perkinsida, Perkinsidae. The coding region runs from base 1 to 939 and encodes 312 amino acids. Gene Ontology annotation, molecular function: histone H3K79 methyltransferase activity.